UUUUUGAUAAAGCUUUAUAAUAUUUUUAGUAAGAUGGGAAAGAACGAAUUUCUCUACUCAAGCGCUUUCAGUGUCACUCUCUCGUAUCUCGAGAAGGAAGUUGUGAUAUCCCUCCAACUGUUAUCUAGGAGGUUCUACAAUGUUAUUAUUCCAAAGUUUAUAUACAAGGUUGAGUUCUCUAAUAGAAUUUUCCACUAUAAGCCAUCACAAAAAGUUCUCCAAAUAUACAAUGUGGGGAGCUAUUGGACUUCUUAUCGUAUGGUAACUAAAUGCAAGUCUACCAUUGGCCAGCAAGUGAUAUGCACCAAGCCAGAAAAUAGAGUCUUCAUCCUUGGUGGCUACACCCACGAUCAGACUCCACCUGCUAUUUGGGAGUUCAACGAGAAGAAAGAAAAGAUGGUUAAGAGGAUUAGAAUGAAGCAAGGCAGAAAAUUAUUUGGCUGUGAAUCCUUCAAUGGUUAUAUCUAUAUUGUAGGAGGCAAACUUCAGAUCAGCAACCAAGCAACAGUCACUUGUAUGCGUUACAACAUUCAUACAAACACAUUUGAAGAUAUCGCAAUUCUGAAUAAGAAGAGAUAUGGAGCUUCUUUAUGAGAGUUCAACGGAACUUACCUUUACGCCUUUGGUGGCCAUCGUCCGAGCAACAUUAAUUACUCAAAGACUUCCUUUGAGAGAAUAAAGUUCUCAGAGAUGAGGAGCUCCACAUAUUGGGAAGAUAUCGAGUUUGAUGUUGGAGUUCUAGAAGCUGAGAACUAUAUCUCCUGAGUUCCACUUAAUAGUACAGAGAUCAUGAUAUUUGGAGGCCAGAAAAACCACCUUAAGUAUGAUGAUGUCUACAUCUAUGAUGUAGACCUCAACAUUUUAAUUAAAGAUGAUGAUUGACCUCUUAAGCAAGCAGACUUUUUUGAGAUGAGAAAUGUCAUCUUUACAGAUACUAAGAAGAAAUUCAUAAUUGCUGGGGCUUACUAUAUCCAUGAGUUCGAUGGUACCUGUAGAAGGUGGAAGCUAUUAGGAAAAUCGAUUUCUCACAAGUAUAUGAGCCUACAUAAUCUGGAAACUGCCAAAAAUCGCCUGAAGUUCAAUUCUUUGAAACAAGAGAAAACGCUGAGACAAUAUCAGCCAAGGACUUUUUCAUUUGAGUCAGCGUUCUCUUAAUUCUACUAGUACUAGAAAGUAUUAGAGGCCUAAAAGAAUCUUAGGCCUAAUAGAUACUUUCUGAUCAAUAUUGUAAAGAAUUGGGCCUGAAAGAUCUUGAUUCUUUCCGAGGAACCAGGGUAAUUUAGUGAGAAAGAGUCCCAGGAUUAUUGUGUUUACACAAUAAAGCCCUUUGGUUGUCUGAAAAAUUCCAAAUGUUCAGAACAUAGCUCUAAUGGGCCUUCUCCUCCCUCCCUCUUACGCUCUCAUACCCUCAUCAGAUCUCAUAAAAUCCCUUUUCUACUAUUUUUCUAAAAUUCUUCAAUUCAUUC
Molecule: messenger RNA, 1466 nt
Organism: Moneuplotes crassus
Lineage: Eukaryota; Ciliophora; Spirotrichea; Euplotida; Euplotidae
Source: the annotation of a GenBank genome assembly